Choloepus didactylus (southern two-toed sloth) is the source of this 5368-nucleotide messenger RNA. RefSeq names its product mannose receptor C type 2 (gene MRC2). Gene Ontology annotation, molecular function: signaling receptor activity. NCBI's taxonomy places the organism in Eukaryota, Metazoa, Chordata, Mammalia, Pilosa, Megalonychidae. The record is from RefSeq and is a predicted model, not a curated record. The transcript is spliced from 30 exons. Bases 47 to 4870 code for a protein of 1607 amino acids.
GGAAGGCGCGGCGGAGAAAGCAGGGAAACGAAGAGCGAAAGAGCACAUGCCGGGGGUCCUACCAGACCCCGCGUAUCUUCCUUUCCCGCUACCCCUCGUCUCCCUCCAGGCGCCCGCUCUCCCGGCCCUGGUCCCGGCCCCGCGCCCGCCCGCGCCUCCUCCCCUUCCCCUCCCACGCUGCCCGUUUCCCUUCCCCUCUGCCCCUCAAACCCUCCUCUCGGGUUCUGCGCUCCUCCCUCCGCCCUCCCUCCGCCCGCCGGCCUCCUUCCCUCCCUCCCCUCCUCGCCCCGGGAAGCAUCACUUCGUCCCGACCCGGAGGAGGACGCGAGCCCCUGGCGGGUGGUCAUCGCGGCCCGGCGCUGGGACUGCCACCGCGCGCUGCGCCCGUGCGCCCUCGGUCCCCGCGUCCUCCGCCGCGCUGCGCCGCGCCGCGGGGAUGGGGCCCGGCCGGCCGGCCCCGGCACCCUGGCUUCGUCACCUGCUGCUCUGCGUCCUGCUCCUCGGGGGCCUGCACUUCGGCACCGCCGCCACCGUCCUCCCGGAACCCAACAUCUUCCUCAUCUUCAGCCAUGGACUGCAGGGCUGCCUGGAGGCCCAGGGUGGGCAGGUCAGAGUCGCCCCAGUCUGCAAUGCCAGUCUCCCUGCCCAGCGCUGGAAGUGGGUCUCCAGAAACCGGCUCUUCAACCUGGGUGCCAUACAGUGCCUGGGCACAGGCUGGCCGGGCACCAACACCACAGCCUCCCUGGGCCUGUACGAGUGUGACCGGGAGGCCCUGAACCUGCGCUGGCACUGCCGCACGCUGGGUGACCAGCUGUCCCUGCUCCUGGGGGGCCGUGCUGGCAAUGUCUCUAAGGCCGGCACCCCUGAGCGUGGUGACCAGACCCGCAGCGGCCAGUGGCGCAUCUACGGCAGCGACGAGGAUCUGUGUGCUCGGCCCUACUAUGAGGUCUACACCAUCCAAGGGAACUCCCAUGGGAAGCCAUGCACCAUCCCCUUCAAGUACGACAACCAGUGGUUCCACAGCUGCACCAGCACGGGCCGUGAGGACGGACACCUGUGGUGUGCCACCACCCAGGACUACGGCAAGGAUGAGCGCUGGGGCUUCUGCCCCAUCAAGAGUAAUGACUGCGAGACCUUCUGGGACAAGGACCAGCUGACGGACAGCUGCUACCAGUUUAACUUCCAGUCCACACUAUCGUGGAGGGAGGCCUGGGCCAGCUGUGAGCAGCAGGGGGCGGAUCUGCUGAGCAUCACAGAAAUCCACGAGCAGACCUAUAUCAACGGGCUCCUCACUGGCUACAGCUCCACACUCUGGAUUGGCCUCAAUGACCUGGACACCAGUGGAGGCUGGCAGUGGUCAGACCACUCACCCCUCAAGUACCUCAACUGGGAGAGUGAUCAGCCAGACAACCCGAGCGAGGAGAACUGUGGGGUGAUCCGCACGGAGUCCUCGGGUGGCUGGCAGAACCGCGACUGCAGCAUCGCGCUGCCCUACGUGUGCAAGAAGAAGCCCAAUGCCACGGCCGAGCCCAGCCCUCCGGACGUGUGGGCCAACGUGAAGGUGGAGUGCGAGCCAAGCUGGCAGCCCUUCCAGGGCCACUGCUACCGCCUCCAGGCCGAGAAGCGCAGCUGGCAGGAGUCGAAGAAGGCGUGCCUGCGGGGCGGCGGCGACCUGCUCAGCAUCCACAGCAUGGCCGAGCUGGAGUUCAUCACCAAGCAGAUCAAGCAAGAGGUAGAGGAGCUGUGGAUCGGCCUCAACGAUUUGAAACUGCAGAUGAAUUUUGAGUGGUCCGACGGGAGCCUAGUGAGCUUCACCCACUGGCACCCUUUUGAGCCCAACAACUUCCGGGACAGUCUGGAGGACUGUGUCACCAUCUGGGGGCCGGAGGGGCGCUGGAACGACAGUCCCUGUAACCAGUCCUUGCCGUCCAUCUGCAAGAAGGCAGGCCAGCUGAGCCAGGGGGCCGCCGAGGAGGACCACGGCUGCCGGAAAGGUUGGACAUGGCACAGCCCAUCCUGCUACUGGCUGGGAGAGGACCAAGUGACCUACAGUGAGGCCCGGCGCAUGUGUACUGGCCAUGGCUCCCAGCUGGUCACCAUCACCAACAGGUUCGAGCAGGCCUUCAUCAGCAGCCUCAUCUACAACUGGGACGGCGAGUACUUCUGGACGGCCCUGCAGGACCUCAACAGCACCGGCUCCUUCCGCUGGCUCAGUGGGGAUGAGGUCAUGUACACCCACUGGAACCGGGACCAGCCGGGGUACAGCCGUGGGGGCUGCGUGGCCCUGGCCACAGGCAGCGCCAUGGGGCUGUGGGAGGUAAAGAACUGCACCACGUUCCGGGCCCGCUACAUCUGCCGGCAGAGCCUGGGCACGCCAGUGACGCCCGAGCUGCCCGGGCCCGACCCCACGCCCAGCCUCACCGGCUCCUGUCCCCAGGGCUGGGCCUCAGACCCCAAACUCCGGCACUGCUAUAAGGUGUUCAGCUCAGACCGGCUUCAGGACAAGAAGAGCUGGGUACAGGCCCAGGGCGCCUGCCGGGAGUUGGGGGCCCAGCUGCUCAGCCUGGCCAGCUACGAGGAGGAGCACUUUGUGGCCAACAUGCUCAACAAGAUCUUUGGUGAAUCAGAACCCGAGAUCCACGAGCAGCACUGGCUCUGGAUCGGCCUGAGCCGGCGGGACCCCGGAGCAGGGCAGAGCUGGCGCUGGAGCGACGGUCUGGGGUUCUCCUACCACAAUUUCGACCGGAGUCGGCAUGACGACGACGGCAUCCGGGCCUGCGCCGUGCUCGACCUGGCCUCCCUGCAGUGGGUGGCCAUGCAGUGCGAGACGCAACUGGACUGGAUCUGCAAGAUCCCUAGAGGAGCGGACGUGCGGGAGCCGGAAGACAUCAACCCGCAAGGCCGGCGGGAUUGGGUGCGUUUCCAGGAGGCCGAAUACAAGUUCUUCGAGCACCACUCCACGUGGGCGCAGGCGCAGCGUAUCUGCACUUGGUUCCAGGCCGAGCUGGCCUCGGUGCACAGCCAGGCGGAGCUAGACUUCCUGGGGCACAACCUGCAGAAGUUCUCCCGGGGGCAGGAGCAGCACUGGUGGAUCGGUCUGCACACCUCGGAGAGCGACGGCCGCUUCAGGUGGACAGAUGGCUCCAUUAUAAACUUCAUCUCCUGGGCACCUGGCAAACCUCGGCCCAUCGGCAAGGAGAAGAAGUGCGUGUACAUGACAGCCAGCCGAGAGGACUGGGGGGACCAGAGGUGCCUGACGGCCUUGCCCUACAUCUGCAAGCGCGACAACAGCACUAGAGAGGUGCAGCCCCCAGAUCUGCCACCUGCAGACUUGGGGGGCUGCCUUCCUGGCUGGAACCAGUUCCUCAACAAGUGCUUCCGAAUCCAGGGCCAGGACCCCCAGGACCGAGUGAAGUGGUCUGAGGCACAGUUCUCCUGUGAACAGCAAGAGGCCCAACUGGUCACCAUUGCAAACCCCCUAGAGCAAGCAUUCAUCACAGCUAGCCUGCCCAAUGUGACCUUUGACCUUUGGAUUGGCCUCCAUGCCUCGCAGAGGGACUUCCAGUGGGUGGAGCAGGAGCCUCCGCUGUACGCCAACUGGGCACCUGGGGAGCCCUCUGGCCCUAGCCCCGUUACGAGCGGCAACAAACUGACCGGCUGUGCGGUGGUCCUACACGGCCCCUCAGCCCACUUCACUGGCCGCUGGGACGACCGGAGCUGCAUGGAGGAGACUCAUGGCUUCAUCUGCCAGAAAGGCACCGACCCCUCCCUGAGCCCAUCCCCAGCAGCGGCACCCCCGGCCCCGGGCACCGAGCUUUCCUACCUCGAUGGGACCUUCCGGCUGCUGCAGAAGCCGUUGCGCUGGCAUGACGCCCUCCUGCUCUGCGAGAGCCGCAACACCAGCCUGGCCCACGUGCUUGACCCCUUCACUCAGGCCUUCCUCACGCAGGCUGCCCAGGGGCUGCGCACGCCACUCUGGAUCGGGCUGGCCAGCGAGGAGGGCUCCCGGCGGUACUCCUGGGUCUCAGAGGAGCCGCUGGGCUACGCGAGCUGGCGGGACGGGGAGCCGCAGCUGCCCGGGGGCUGCGCCUACGUCGAUGUGGACGGGGCCUGGCGCACCACCAGCUGCGACACCAAGUUGCAGGGGGCCGUGUGCGGAGAUCACCGGGGGCCCGUUCCUCCGCGAAGAAUAAGCUACCACGGCAGCUGCCCCCAGGGGCUGGCCGACUCGGCGUGGAUUCCCUUCCGCGAGCACUGCUACUCCUUCCACAUGGAGCUGCUGCUGGGCCACAAGGAGGCGCUGCAGCGCUGCCAGCGAGCCGGAGGGGCGGUGCUGUCCAUUCUGGAUGAGAUGGAGAACGUGUUCGUCUGGGAGCACCUGCAGGGCUCCGAGGGCCAGAAUCCUGGCGCCUGGCUGGGCAUGAACUUCAACCCCAAAGGAGGCACCCUGGUCUGGCAGGACAACACGGCUGUGAACUACUCCAACUGGGAUCCCCCCGGCCUGGGCCCCAGCAUGCUGAGCCACAACAGCUGCUACUGGAUCCAGAGCAGCAGCGGGCUGUGGCGCCCGGGCGCCUGCACCAAUGUCACCAUGGGCGUCGUCUGCAAGCUGCCCCGGGCUGAAGAGAGCAGCUUCUCCCCGUCAGCAGCGCUCCCAGAGAACCCGGCAGCCCUGGUGGUGGUGCUGAUGGCAGUGCUGCUGCUGCUGGCCCUGCUGACCGCAGCCCUGAUCCUCUACCGGCGGCGCCAGAGCGUCGAGCGCGGGGCCUUCGAGGGCGCCCGCUACAGCCGCAGCUCCACCGGCCCCAGCGAGGCCACCGAGAAGAACAUCCUGGUGUCCGACAUGGAAAUGAACGAGCAGCAAGACUAGAGCCAAGGGCAUGGGCAGGGCUGGGGGGUCAGGCAGAGCUGGGGAGCCUGGGCCCUGGGUCAGCAGGACCCCCCAGCCAGCAGUCCGGUUGGCCUGUGGAGGGGUGCCCUUAGGAAUGGCCUUUGGGAGCUGGGCCGGUGGGGUCCUGCACUCUCGCGAGGGCAGGGCUGAGACGUAGCCAAGUGCAGUGUGGCACUUCCCUUUCUGAGAGGUGGGGUCUGGGGUCUUGUCACCUGGCCUGUGCCCCCGGUAACCAGAGUCAGAAUGGGAGGGGGAAUGGGAGCCUCUUUCUGCCUCUUUCCUUCCAGGCCCCCCGCCCAGGCCCCCCACCCAAGCCCCAAGAUCCCCUUCCUGUUAACAGAGCCUGAGGAGGCUCCCCCACCCCCUGGGCAGCUCCUGUUACUUCUCUCCUUCUCACCUGGCAGCCUCUGCCCUGAGCCCCAAGCCCUGUCCCCUCGUCCCCCCUUCUCACCCAGCCCUUCCUUCUGAGCCAGGACC